AUGGAGAAUGAUAAGUUAUGGAGUAUAAAUAAACAAAUUAUUGAUCCAAUUGUACCUAGAUUCAUGGCUGUAGAUCAAGCUGAGGCAGUAGAAUUUAUUAUAGAAGGAGGACCAUCAACUGUUGAAUUAAAAGAGAGACAAUUACAUCAAAAAAACCCUAAUUUAGGGUUUGCUAAUCUUUAUUUAUAUAAUAAAAUAUUAAUUGAGGGAGAUGAUGCUAAAUUAUGCGAAGAAGGAGAAGAAUUAACAAAAUUAAUUCUUCGUGAAUAUGAUCAUUUAUUAACAGAAGAUAAAAUAGAUGAGGAGAACGAAGAAUCAUUUAAAUUAGCAAUAAAUAAAAAUACAUUAUUUAAUACAUAUGCAAUUGGUGACCCUAAUCUACAAAAUCUACAUAUUGGGGAUAAAAUGCAAUUAGAGAGAAGAGGAUACUUUAUCUUAGAUAAAAUAGAAGGAGAUGUUCGUGUCUUAAUUAAGAUACCGGAUGGUAAGACAAAGGCUAUGUCUGUUAUUAGCAGCAAAGUAGAUGCUGCUGCAUUAGUAGGAGGAAAAAAGAAACAUUAA
Messenger RNA from Eimeria maxima, 561 nucleotides. RefSeq names its product glutamyl-tRNA synthetase, putative. The record is from RefSeq and is a predicted model, not a curated record. Gene Ontology annotation, cellular component: cytoplasm; cytosol; methionyl glutamyl tRNA synthetase complex. The transcript has 5 exons. Bases 1 to 561 code for a protein of 186 amino acids. Lineage: Eukaryota; Apicomplexa; Conoidasida; Eucoccidiorida; Eimeriidae. Gene Ontology annotation, biological process: translation; glutamyl-tRNA aminoacylation. Gene Ontology annotation, molecular function: ATP binding; glutamate-tRNA ligase activity.